AUGGCUUCUCCAUUUCAAAGCAAUGAAAUAAUCUUAUCUACUCCUACUUCUAUUUCUUUAAAUGAAUCUCAUGAGGCCACUCAAUGUAGACCAAUAGAUUUAAGUAUGCUUCAAGAUGAUGACAGACCUGGCAAUGACAGUGAUCAAUUAGGUUCUCUCCCAGAACAUGAAGGGCCAAGAGAUGAGGAUUGUAUUACUAAUAAGAAGAGGCGAAAAACAUCAGUUAUUUGGAAUGACUUUCAUGAAAUUGAUAUCGCUGGAGGUGGAAAGAAAGCCGUAUGCAACUAUUGUAAAGAAAAACUAGCUACUGGUGGGAGGGGGGCUAGCACAAGCCAUCUUAAAAGGUAUUUCCAAAGUUACUUGCAAAAGAGGUUGCACAUGACUCGGCAAAAGAAGCAAACCACCAUUCCAUUUCAUCCUUCCAAUUCAGGUAUUAAUCCUUUUGUUACUCCUGGUGCUAAGUAUUCUAAUGAAAAAAUGAGAGAAAUUAUUGCUUCUGCUAUAAUGGUACAUGAGCAUCCUUUUAGUAUUGUUGAGGAUGAGAUUUGGAUGUGGGGUUUCCAAUAUGCAAAUCCUGAGUUUCAAAAAAUUUUUCGUAAAACAGCAAGGGCUGAUUGUUUAACAAUCUAUGAGGCUGAGAAAAAAAAACUGAAGGCUUUGUUGAAGAGUGUGAACAAAAUUAGUAUAACUACAGAUAUGUGGAAAUCAAGUCACCAAGUAGCUGAAUACAUGGUUAUUACUGGCCAUUUUAUUGAUGGGGGAUGGAGUCUUCAAAAGAGAGUUUUGAGUUUUGUGAAAGUUCCUGCUCCAAGGCGUGGAGUUGAUAUGGCUGAUGCAAUUUUUAAGUGUUUGAAAGCAUGGGGGAUUGAAAAUAAAGUAUUUUCAGUUUUUGUUGAUAAUGCAUCUUAUAAUGACUCAUGCAUAAGAAAUCUCAAGGAAAACUUAUCACUGUGCAACAAGUUAGUUCUUGAUGGAGAGUUGUUUCAUGUCAGAUGCUGUGUACACAUACUAAAUUUGUUGGUGCAGGAUGGCCUUGGUAAGAUUAAAAAUGUCAUUCACAACAUUCGUGAGAGUGUGAAGUAUAUUAAUCACUCUGAUUCAAGGUUGAAGGCUUUUUGUGAUGUUGUUGAACAAAAGCAAUUAAAAGAAAGAAAGUUAAUUAUUGAUUGUCCGACAAGAUGGAAUUCUACAUUUGAGAUGUUAUCUUCUGCUUUAAAAUUCAAGAUUGCAUUUCCAGCUUAUAAGGAAAGAGAGCCACAUUAUGAUUAUGCACCCUCACCUGAGGAUCGGAAAAAGGUUGAGAAGGUUUGCCAACUUUUAGAAGUUUUUAGUCUAGCUACUCAUGUCAUCUCAGGCAGUGAAUAUCCUACUACUAAUUUGUAUCUUGCUGAGGUUUAUAGGGUGAAAGAGGUAAUUGAUGCUGCAGCAAGGGAUUGGGACUUCUUUAUGAAAGAAAUGGCAAAGCCAAUGAAGAAAAAAUUUGAUAAAUAUUGGGGGGAAUGUAACCUUUUGAUGGCUAUUGCUAGUGUCUUAGAUCCUAGGUGCAAAUUUCAUGUUGUUGAUAUAUGUUUGCCCUUGAUAUAUAAACUAGAAACUGAGGCUGAAAAGAAUGUGAACAAAGUGCGCACGGCAUUACAAGUAUUAUAUGAUGAGUAUGUGAAUUUGAGUAGGGAAAAGUCAUCCUCUUGUGAAGUAAAUACUGGUGGCAGCAACUCUUUAUCUACUGCCUAUGCCAUAGACCGUAGUUGGAUGGACCAUCGAGUAGUCGAUGGGGUGAUUUCUGCUAAAUAUAAGGAGGGAGUCAAGUACUUCUGUGAUUAUGCUUUUGAGAAUGCUGCACUCUUAGUUCAAGGGCAGGCUUGUUGUCUUUCAUUGGUAUCUGUAUGGGGGACGUGGGAGACAAUUGCAAGGGUUAGAAGUCAGCAAGAUAGGGACAUAUGCAGAAUGGUAGACAUGGUUAUAGAUGCGGCUGGUCUUGAAUUUGAUUGGGAUAUGAAGGAUGAUCAAAAAGCUAGCAGUGGUGAUUUCUAUUAUGUGCUGAAAGAUACUGAUGAACCACUGUAG
This is a messenger RNA of Elaeis guineensis (African oil palm), 2064 nucleotides long. The record is from RefSeq and is a predicted model, not a curated record. Lineage: Eukaryota; Viridiplantae; Streptophyta; Magnoliopsida; Arecales; Arecaceae.